Molecule: messenger RNA, 886 nt
Organism: Asparagus officinalis (garden asparagus)
Lineage: Eukaryota; Viridiplantae; Streptophyta; Magnoliopsida; Asparagales; Asparagaceae
Product: protein EXORDIUM-like 5
Source: RefSeq, a predicted model, not a curated record
UUUCCUCCUCCUCCUUCCUCACUCCGCCACUCCAACUCAAAGCAAAAUCCCAAUUCAAAAUAAUAAUAAUAAUUAUUAUUAUUAUAAUAAUAAAAGAAAAAGGAAAAUGCGUAUCGCCGCUGCUCUCGUCUUCUUCCUGAUCUCGCCUCGUCAUCGGUUCCAAGCUCCGCCUCCGAGCAGCGAGCCCCUUCCCGUACAAAAACUCCCUGAACAAUCUCCGCCCCGCCGCCCGCCCGCCGCCGCCAACCGAAGCGGCCUCCCCUCCUCGUUCUCCCCUUCGAAGCGCUACGAGGGCUCCUCCGACCUAAUCCACCUCCGCUACCACAUGGGCCCAGUCCGUCUCCUCCCGGUCACCUCUACCUAUCUGGUACGAGCCGCUGGCCGCCGCCUCCCGCUCCCUCAUCCGCGACUUCCUCCUCUCCAUCUCCUCCCCUCCCCGCCUCCCCCUCCCCUCCCAGUGGUCCUCCACUGCGCCGCUCGUACUCCGACCAACCCUCAUCCAACGUCACCGCGCUCCUUCACAUCCGCUCCGAGCGACUCGCAACGCCAACCUCACCCGCGGCCGGGACCUCACCGCGCCUCUCCAUCAGCAGGUCAUCGCCGACUCCGUCGCCUCCGGCCGCCUCCCGUCGACCACCGCCACGGCGUCUACCUCGUCCUCACCGCCGAGAUCAGGGUCCAGGAGUUCUGCCGCGCCGGCGGCUUCCACUACUUCACCUUCCCUCCAUCUCGCCACACCCUCCCCUACGCGCGGUGGGCAACAGCGGGGCCGCAGUGCCCCGACGUCUGCGCGUACCCCUUCGCCCUGGCCCGGGCUACAUGCCGGGUCGGGGAUAGGACGAUGAGGCUGCCCAACGGCGACGUCGGCGUAGACGGGACUGGCUGA